Molecule: messenger RNA, 5487 nt
Organism: Phlebotomus papatasi
Lineage: Eukaryota; Metazoa; Arthropoda; Insecta; Diptera; Psychodidae
Product: innexin inx2
Exons: 3
Coding region: 225-1358 (377 amino acids)
Biological process (GO): phototransduction
Cellular component (GO): gap junction; plasma membrane
Molecular function (GO): gap junction channel activity
Source: RefSeq, a predicted model, not a curated record
GUCCAGUGUUGGUUCGUGUACCAGACCGAUCACAUCGGAUUACACAUAGUUGAGAACAUUGGGUAUUUCACACUUGUUUCCCGUGGAAUUUCUCCUAUGUUCUUUGUUAUUAAAUAAGUUCGCGUGUGCUUGGAUGUGUGCUAUUUUGCCUUUUCAAAGUGAUUAACAAGAAAUUGUUCAUUUUGAUUUGAGCGUUUGAAAGUGUUCACACCGCCGGAGCAACAAUGUUUGAUGUGUUUGGCUCCGUAAAGGGGCUCCUGAAGCUCGACAGUGUCUGCAUAGACAACAAUGUCUUCCGUAUGCACUAUAAAGGAACUGUCAUUAUCCUCAUUGCCUUUUCACUGCUCGUCACCUCGCGUCAGUACAUUGGGGAUCCCAUUGAUUGUAUUGUGGAUGAGAUACCCCUCAAUGUUAUGGAUACCUAUUGCUGGAUUUACUCCACUUUCACGAUACCCAACCGGCUAACUGGAGUAGCCGGUAAGGAUAUGGUACAACCGGGUGUGGCGAGUCACGUGGAUGGUGAGGAUGAAGUGAAGUAUCACAAGUACUACCAGUGGGUGUGCUUCGUACUAUUCUUCCAAGCCAUCCUCUUUUACAUUCCACGCUACCUGUGGAAGACCUGGGAGGGUGGUCGAAUUAAGAUGCUAGUGAUGGAUCUCAAUGCACCAAUUGUCAAUUUUGACUGCAAGGAGGAUCGAAAAAAGAUCCUAGUAGACUAUUUUGCUGACAACAUCAACAGGCACAAUUUCUAUGCCUAUCGCUUCUUCAUAUGCGAAUUCUUGAAUUUGGCCAAUGUCUUUGGCCAAAUAUUCUUCAUGGACUUUUUCCUCGAUGGCGAAUUUACCACCUACGGUAGCGACGUAGUGCGCUUUACGGAGAUGGAACCCGAAGAACGCCGAGAUCCGAUGGCGAGGGUAUUUCCAAAAGUCACCAAGUGCACCUUCCACAAAUACGGUCCAUCAGGUAGUGUGCAGAAAUUCGACGGCCUAUGCGUUCUGCCACUCAAUAUUGUCAACGAGAAGAUCUACGUGUUCCUCUGGUUUUGGUUUAUUGGACUGACCGUUCUAACUGCACUCUCCGUUGCAUUUCGCAUUGCCGUGAUCUUCGUACCUAAGAUUAGGCUGUACCUGCUGAGGGCCCGAUCCAAACUAUCGGCACACCAGGAUGUGGAAAACAUAUCAAAGAAGUGCCAAAUUGGUGAUUGGUUUGUGCUGUACCAGCUCGGCAAGAAUAUCGAUCCACUCAUCUACAAAGAAGUCAUCUCUGAUCUAGCACUUAAAUUGGACGAAUCUCUAUUCGACGAGACGCAUAAGAGAGAACUAAAGCUUGCAAGAGAGGAAAUUGAUUUUGAUGUGUAGGGAGUUUUUUUUUAUAAAUUAAUUUAAUUUUAAUUAAAUUAUAUUGAAAAAAAAAAGAAAAAAAGACCAUGAAAGUAACUAAAUUAUUUUAGAAAUUAUUUUUUUUUAGUGCACAGAUCCGGGAUUGGAAUGUUGUUCCGAUUCAUAAACUAUUUUCUUGAAGCAAUGAUUAAGUUUAUGAGCUACGCAAAAUGACAUUUGUUUUGUAAACAAAUGUUUGAUUUUUCACUAAGAGUGAGCUAAUCGACUUGUGUGUUUGUAAAAUGCUAACAAUUGUGUUUAUCAUUAGUCUUAUUCAUGAGUGAUAAGACGAACCCCUUUUCGAAGUUGCCAAAAGAAAACACUUGAGAAUCGCAUUGUUAGAAGUACAGAUGUCGGUAGCUUCAACUGCAAAUGAACUUUCGGUUUUUCGAUGUUUUUCUAUAUUUAUGAAAAAUCUAUCAAAAAAACUGAACUGAGGAUUUACCCUAGAUUUCUUUUUAUAUGCGAAUAUAGAACUAAAGUUAAAAGACAAACAUAGAAAACUUUAUUCUAUAUUUUCACACGGAAAUUGAAAUGUUAAUAUAGAAUAUGAGGAUUCACUUUUCGGUUCUUCUGUAUACAAAUGUCAACAUAGAACGCGUCGUUUAAUGUUUUCAUGCGAAAUCUGACACGCUUCUUCUUUGAAUGUAUUCUAUGAUUUAUGCAUUGUGAAAAAAACGGGUGCGAUUAACUUUUUUCCUCGUAACUUUAACACUUUUUAGGUGUAAAAAUAUAUUAAUAUUUUUCAAUGUUAGUUUUACACCUUUUUAAGUGUAAAAUUAACAUGAAAAAGGUUAACUUUAACCCACAAUACACCUAAAAAGUACAAUAUUUACACCGAUUUCGGAUCAAUAAUGCAGGGUAAAAUUAACAUUUCCGGAAUGUUAUUUUAACUUUUUCAGAUUUCUCCCAUGUUGUCUGCUUCCAAAAUUGGUAGAAAUAUUUUUACAGUAAUAUUCGUUAUUCCAAUUUUGACAAAUUUCUAUGUUUUUAAAAUGUUGUUUGCUGUAUCACUAUUACAUUUGUUAUGAAUAUGUUAUUAUAACUAGACUUUUGAAUUAAGACCUACAUAGAACCCUCCGAUAUUCGGUUUUCCGAAUCGAGAAAUUGUUACUCGGUGACAGCAGUAAAACACGAGAAAGUUAAAAAAUGCCACCUACCAUUUUCUCUCAUUUUCCAAUCAGCCGAAUCUAGAAGAGCUUAGUUUACUUAAAUAUGUACCAGUAUCACAGAAUAUAAAACAUAGAACAAGAUCGAUCAACCAUCAUGACAUUCAAAAAGACAUGCAUUAAUUCUACGUUGAUUUUUGUAACAGUUCAUUUGAAGAUAUGUCAAAUCAAUUAUCAGAAUCAAGUUAGAAAAAAUAUAGAAAAACAUAGAAAAUUGGUUUUGUUUUGAACUUCUCGGGAAAUCUUUUCUAAAUUGCAAACACCUCAGGUAUUUGAUAGAUUUUGCAUUUUUAACAAAGAAAAACAUAGAAAACAUCGAAAAUUGCAAGUUUCACUUUUAAAUUUUGGAAAAUUUUCAAAAUUCAAUAUAUAACAAUUCCCAGCGAGUGCACUUAGCUGAGAAAAACAGUGUUUUCAGCAUAUUUUUUGCUAAAUCGGUCAGCAAAAAUAUCCUGAUCAGUCAGCAGUUCUCGAACAAAAAGUGCUAACCAAAUAUAUAGAAAUGGCACUGUCUCGUGAGUGUCGUUUUAAAGUUAACAGAAUUCAGCUGUAAAUACUAUGUUUUCAGCUGAAUUGAAAUCGGUUAGCAUUUGGUGCUCACUGGGUUAUAUGUAUACAUCUCCAGUUUUUCGGAGUGUAUUUUUCAAAAAUUCCGCAAUAUUUUGAAUUAAUUCGCUUCAUAUUGAAGAUAGAACACACGUGACAGCAUUCCUUGCCCAGAUCUGUGUCUUCCACUGAUCGAAAAGACUCAUUCUCACUUGGAAAUGUGCAUUCUCCAUUUUUUUUUUUUUGGGAAACCUUUGUUUCUACUUUUUCGUAUACGCCUAGAAUCGUAGUGAGAAUUGACCGUUACAUUCCAUCUUUUUUCCCACGCACAAGACAAUAAAUGAAACUUUAUUGAGAAUUUCGUACAAGUGUAUUGAUGAAUAAAGGUAAAAAAAAAAAACGCGAUAGAGGAAUGGAAGAUUCACACAAUAGUUUUGGUUGGCAGUUGAAGAAUAGAAUUAAACAGAUGGAUGUAUAUAACAAAAAAAGUCCAAAACUAAAAUGUUUAUGCAAACACAGUUCUAAAAUAGACAAUCGAGUUUCCAUUUAACGAUGUUAUUUUGUCUACAAAGGUGUAUAUUUUUUUUCUUUUUCAAGAAGUUCAUAGACCCAAAUAACUUGUGGUCAUUGUGAUUAUGAAAAUCUGUGCCUUCUGCCCUCCGAAACAAAUAUUUUGUGAAGAUCACCAUUGAAAAUAUCAUUUAUCAGAUUUUUUUUCUGCGUUCGUAUCAUUUAUGAGGAAUAUUUGAUUUAAUAAAAAGAAAAACUAUUGAAACAAGACGUGAAAAAGAACUUUUCGAAUAUUAGUGUGUAAGAUUUCUAAUUCUACCCUUUCCCUUUAUGUAUUUUAUUUUCAAGAGAAAAUUAGGAAAACAGUCAUAAUUUGCACAUUUUGCCCUUAACUAAUUUCUCACUGUUUUAAGUGCAAAAAUCAGCACCUUUCUCUGAGGUGUUGAAUCAUCAUUUAUAACUUCCUUCCAUUUACUUAUAAUACAAAAGAGAAAAUAUAGAGAGAAAAAAAUACUAGAUAAAUAUAUAUUUUUUGCCAUAAUUAAACUAUUUUAUAGAAUGUAUAGAUUUUAUUUACAUUUUAUUGUAUGACAUGAAGGAUUAAAAUUAUAUGCGCCGCACGAAGAUUUUUCCUGUUAAAAUAUUCUACUGUUCUUACCCUCAUGCGAAGUCGUUUGCAAUUAAUGAGAUGGAAAAGCUCCUUCUAGAAUCCGAGGAUAUUUCUUAUAAAUUUGUAGAAGGUUGUAACCCUGUUUUAUCGCCCUUUCAAAUGAAAAUGACAAAUUGGUUUAUUUUCUCGCGAAAAAGUUUCGUGCGCAGCGCCUUACAUUGCAAAAAAAUUACAAAAAGAAAGACAUCUUUGGGGCAAAAUCUAAGAGAGAUAAAAAUGUGUAUAAUUCCUACUUAGGAAAAGAUUUGGAAUCUUUCUACAUUGUUCUUUUUUUUGAUAAAAGACAGACGAAGAGUUUAAUCUUGAAAAUUUAUCAAGAAAGGAUUUAAUUAAGAAAAAAUAUCACAUUCUACGUUUGACACUGACUCCAAAAUAACCAAAUUUGAUGUACAAAUAUUUUUGGUGUUCAAAAAAAAAUUGAAAGUUUGUUCUAUUCUUGGAUGUGGGAAAAUUAAAUGCAAAUGCCCCAGGAGAACAAACGCGCUCUUUCAUGAAAUUAAACGAAGCAAAAAUUAAGUCAAUUAGCACAAGAAGUUGAGAAAGAAAAUUACUAUAAAGAAAUGAGAAAAAAAUACUCAAAGUGCAAUUAAUUACAUAUCUUUCAAUGACCCAGAUUUAUGGGACAGAUAUUAAAAGGCGAUAUUUCAUAUUAUUCUUUCCAAACUUGGAUAAAGUGUCAAAACGAUUGAAUGAUCAAAACAAUUUUUCAAUUACAAACUAGGGAGAGCUAUACUGAAGAAAAAAAAUUUAAGACGAUAGCGAAAAGAUGAAAUGAACGUAUAAAGAGUUGUGAUCGUAGAAAUAUCUUUUUUUUAUACUUGUUAAGACAUUAUACUAUUAAUAGUGUAUUUUUUUUAGGGAUAAACUAUUUUUCUAUAUACACAUCUUUUUAUGUAAGUGUGAAGAGCGAAAGAUAAGAGCGAAGGAGUAUUGUGUAUUUUUUGAGAAAAGAUAAAAAAAUAAACCCAUCAUAAAGAUUGUCAUAGUAAGGAAAAAAAAUUCUUGUGUUUAGAAUCCCAAGAAUUUUGUGGUGUUCUGAUUGGGUUGUCCAUCUAAACAUAUUUUAACUAUCUUUCAUUUUCUUUUUUUUUACAUCGCUAAUUAAUUAAUAAAUCGAUGGAAAAUAACAAUUUUUAUGAUAAUCAUUAUUCUUACACAUUUUUACAAUUUUAGUGAGAUGAAUGAAAUAAAAGACCUCGAAACUGAACUAAAA